Molecule: messenger RNA, 566 nt
Organism: Choloepus didactylus (southern two-toed sloth)
Lineage: Eukaryota; Metazoa; Chordata; Mammalia; Pilosa; Megalonychidae
Gene: SPMAP1
Product: chromosome 18 C17orf98 homolog
Exons: 3
Coding region: 2-466 (154 amino acids)
Source: RefSeq, a predicted model, not a curated record
GAUGGCGCACUUGUGCGAGUGUCCUCUGCGGCUGGAGAAGGGCUUCAUCUUGGACGGGGUGGCCGUGAGCACAGUGGCCCGCACCUAUGCCAGCCUGAGGCCCAAGCUCUGGUCGGCGAUCCCACCCUACAACGCGCAGCAGGACUACCACGCCCGCCGGUACUUCCAGAGUCGCGUGGUCCCGCCCGUUCUGCGGAAAACCGAUCAGGAUCAUGGCGGUACAGGAAGGGACGGUUGGAUAGUAGAUUAUUUCCACAUCUUCGGUCCAGGACAGAGAUACCUCAACAGGAGAAACUGGGCAGGGGCAGGGCAUUCCCUCCAGCAGGUGACCGGGCAUGACCACUAUAACACAGAUCUGAAACUGAUCAAUGGGUACAACGGUCGAUUUGGCUACCGCCGGAACACCCCAGCCCUCCGUCAGCGCCCAUCUGUCUUUGGAGAGGUCACCCAAUUCCCUCUCUUCUAACAACGUCUGUUUCCUUCACGGCCCUCGAUCCGGAUUUCUAAGACAAAAGUUUAAAUGAACUCUCAAAGUUAUGUUUUAUUAAUAUAAAUUUUUAUUUGUG